GCCGUCUUGUAUUCCACUCACAGUAAUCGCAACGAAUCUCUUUGGUGUCUUGUCAAAAGAAUAAAAGCUAUGAUCGUACCAUUUGCGCGCCUUUGAUAAUCAACGAAAACAUUUUUGGUCAGCGCAGCUCUCACCAGUCACGGACAACUCGAUUCUGACCUUAACAGAUUCUCUUCUCUUUGUUUAUCACUCUGUUCUCACCCCUUUGUGUUAAUAUCUACGACAGCGACAUGGCGAGCGCUGAGCAAGAGGCUCUGUCACCAUCUGUUAUGGCAGCGCAGUCUCCUCAGUCUGGAAUCAAUGGUGCGGCAACUGCGGCUGCGACAGAAAAUUCAGUUGCGCCUAAUACCACAGAACCAAGUCCUGUCGAUAAUCUUCGUGAUACAAUAUUAUCUCCGACUCAGUCUUCUCUUCAUCCUCUUCCUUCGAAACCUGUCAGUCAACUUUCCUCGCAAGCCGCAACACCAAACAUGACACAAUCUUCCACGCCAAUCCCUCCACAAUCACAAACCAAGCCCCGGAUAGUGGGUGGCUUUGAAGUGGAUGAUGACGAAGAAGAAGAGGUGGCGCAGGACGAUAGAGAUGAGGCAGAUGUCUAUGAUCCAUCCGUUGGCUUGGACUUCGAUGCCCCAACACCUGCUGCCCCUUCGAAUCCCCUUGAUAGAACUUCCCAGUCACCAGAACAAGAAAAUGGAAUCACUCCUGCUCCUGUCCAGGCCACUGGUAGUCUCACUGACAUUUCUUCUUCCACUCUUCCCACUGGUGGUGAUGCGCCUUAUGCUGCACCUGCUCCUGCCACUCCAGCUCCACCACAACAUUCUCCGCCCCGUUCUCAUGUGAAUGGUACUGUCAGUGCAGGCUUACCCAAAUCACGACUAGCUCAUGAUGUGAUUGGCAUCCUGGAGGACCGCAUCAAAGACGAUCCGCGUGGCGACACAGCUGCUUAUCUCGAGUUGAUUGAUGAGCUGAAGAGCCGAAACAAACAAGAUGAUAUCCGACGGAUAUACGAGCAGUAUCUAUCAGUGUUCCCUCUAGCUGCUGAACAAUGGUGCGCUUACGUGAAGUGGGAGGAAGAACACGACCGGCUACGUGCAAUGGAAACGCUCUUCAAUCGCUCUCUUCUUGAGGUGCUUGAUGUGCAGCUAUGGACCUUGUACAUCAAUUACAUCCGUCGACGCAACAGCAUGCAAUCAGGGGACACUGCGAGAGCAUAUAACAUCAUCAACGAAUCAUUCAGUUUUGCUCUCAAGACGAUUGGCAUGGACAAGGAUUCCGGCCCUCUAUGGCAGGAAUACGUCACCUUUUUGAAGAGCGGGCCUGGAACGGUCGGUGGCACAGGCUGGCAAGACGCAGCGAAGGUCGAUACUCUGCGGGAGGCCUAUCAGAAAGCAAUUGCAGUUCCUACCGCGGCGACAACAGUUCUCUGGAAGGAGUACGACUCAUUUGAGACUGGUCUGAGCAAGAUCAACGGUCGGAAAUACCUGCAAGAAAAAUCCCCCGUGUAUAUGACAGCACGAACUGCAUACACUCAACUGCAGAAUUUGACCAGAGAUCUACGCCGGACCUCGAAACCACGAUUGCCGCCUGCAGCUGGUUACGAGGGCUAUGAGGAAUAUAUGCGCCAGGUGCAUCUGUGGAAGCAGUGGAUCGAGUGGGAGAAAGAAGACAAUCUCGUUCUCAAAGACGAGGACCUGGCGCUGUACAGAGGCCGAAUUUUGUUUACUUACAAACAAUCACUCAUGGCCCUGCAAUUCUGGCCAGAGAUGUGGUACGACGCUGUGGAAUUCUGCUUCGCCAAUGGCCUCGAAAAUGACGGUGUCAAAUUGCUGAAUCAGGGCAUCGCGGCCAAUCCCGAGUCACCACUUCUUGCAUUCAAGCUUGCGGAUCGAAUCGAGUCAUCAACACAGAAUGAUGAAGGAGCCGAUCCAGGAGCCAAGGAGAGAAUGAAAAAGAUCCGCGAGCCCUACGAUAGGGUGCUGGAUGCACUCUACGAAUUGAUCAAGAAAGUGUCCACACGCGAGUCACUGGAAAUUCAGAAGGCGGAAGUAGCGGCAGCCACGAACGGUGAGGCGGAUGGCUCGGGAGAAGACGAGAUCAACGCCGCAAACGUCACGGCCAGGAAAGCCAUCCUCGAUGGUCAGAUCGAGGUCAUUCGCAAGAGCUCUCAAGCGCAGACAGAUAUGCUAAGUCGGACAAUUUCACAUGUCUGGAUUGCUCUGAUGCGUGCAACUCGGCGAGUCCAAGGGAAGGGCUUGCCAGGGGAGAAAGGACCGAGUGGCUUCCGAACCAUUUUUGGAGAGGCACGAAAGCGAGGCAAGCUCACCAGCGAAUUCUAUGUUGAGUCGGCCCGCAUUGAAUGGCAAUGCUAUCGGGAUCCUGCUGGCACCAAGAUUCUUGACCGCGGCAUGAAGCUCUUCCCAGAGGAUGAUUAUCUGCCAUUGCAAUACAUCAAGCAUCUGUUUGAGAUCAACGACGUGACAAACGCAAGAGCGGUAUUUGAGACAACGGUCAAGCGACUUCUGGCCCAUGACGAUGUCGAAUACACGGCAAAGGCGAAACCAUUGUUUGCUUACAUGCACGAUCACGAAUCGAAAUAUGGCGAACUGGCGCAGGUCCAGUCUCUUGAAGAAAGAAUGAGGAAACACUUCCCUGAGGAUGAAGACUUGAAGCUCUUCUCCAGCCGAUACAACACACCGACAUUCAACACCAUCAGCGUGCAUCCUGUUAUAUCUCCGACACAGAUCCAAGCUCCCCAAGGUUCUGUGCUGCCUUCUGUCGAGAUGCCAGACGCGGUGAAUUCUCCAAUCCAGAAGGUGAUUGACUCCAUUGCCACCCAUUCUCCCAAGCGGCCUUUCCCCGAUGACUUUGAGGAUGUUGGUCCACGCAAGGUUGCUCGCGGCGAAUCACCCUUGAAGGGUGCAGCUGGUCGCCGGAUGAACCAACAACAGCAACAGCGCCAGAUCAACCCUCCUGCCGGCAUGCCAGCAUUUCCUGUUCCACCUCCGCUACCUUCUCAAAUCACAUAUUUGCUCAGCAUACUUCCCAGAGCCUCGACAUACGUUGAUGCCCGACUUGACGCGACAAAGAUGGUGGAGUUGAUUCGAGACAUACAUCUGCCACCUCCAUCAGCAGUAGCUGGUCAGCACCCGCCGCCUACACCGGUUCCUGGAUCUGGCUGGCCACCUUAUCCGCAACACCCACCAGCGCAAAUGCCGCCGCAAGGCUUCAUACCGCCACCUGGGGCUGCACAAGCGCCAUAUGGAGGCACGCCAUUCCGUUACGCAUGAGAACCUUAGGUAUCUGGGUCCUGGUUGCUGUUGCAGAAAUACCUUCUUGCUGGGCAGGGCUCCGCCAGAGCGGAUGGGUCAGGGAUUAGCGAGCACGCAGUGCAAGGCUGCGAGAGUCAGCACUUUGUAUAUAAGGCAUGGACCUAGAGGCUCUAGUGGGUUCCUGGAACAUGAUAUUUCCUCUCAGGACGCGCCUUGAGCCAGGCGGCUUGAGUCGGACGAAGGUAGCAAACGUGAAUUCAAACAGGUGC
This is a messenger RNA of Exophiala xenobiotica, 3538 nucleotides long. RefSeq lists its product as uncharacterized. Gene Ontology annotation, biological process: mRNA 3'-end processing. Gene Ontology annotation, molecular function: protein binding; mRNA binding. NCBI's taxonomy places the organism in Eukaryota, Fungi, Ascomycota, Eurotiomycetes, Chaetothyriales, Herpotrichiellaceae. Gene Ontology annotation, cellular component: nucleus. The record is from RefSeq and is a predicted model, not a curated record. The coding region runs from base 231 to 3287 and encodes 1018 amino acids. The transcript has 4 exons.